Messenger RNA from Phyllopteryx taeniolatus (common seadragon), 8116 nucleotides. It is a transcript of the gene kcnma1a, whose product is annotated as potassium large conductance calcium-activated channel, subfamily M, alpha member 1a. The transcript is spliced from 34 exons. Gene Ontology annotation, molecular function: large conductance calcium-activated potassium channel activity. Gene Ontology annotation, cellular component: postsynaptic membrane. Lineage: Eukaryota; Metazoa; Chordata; Actinopteri; Syngnathiformes; Syngnathidae. The record is from RefSeq and is a predicted model, not a curated record. The coding region runs from base 834 to 5174 and encodes 1446 amino acids. Gene Ontology annotation, biological process: transmembrane transport; potassium ion transport.
AAGGUAAAAUUCAUCACAGAUAAUAAAAUGAAUGAAUAAGCAUUGUCACUAUUAAAAAGAGCUAUUUUUCAUCAUUUACGUGCACCCCCACAGACGAUCUAUCCUUCAUCGCGAAGUGUAUUUUUUUCUAGGACCCAAAUAGCGCCCCCUUGUGGAUCUUUCUUCCGUCGUCGUGACAGGCACUCAGCUGUGGAUGGAGACACGAACACACGCACACACACGAACACACGCACACACAACUCUCUCUCCGCUCUCUCCCCGCACACGUCCGUCCACUGGAGCCCAUCCAGCCUCCUUUACUCGACUGACGACGGCCGCCGGAGCAUGCAGUCCUCCUCCGCGGCUCUUUGACCACCUGACCACUGUCGCCCGGCGAAAGUGACAUCCAACGGGGGAGGAGGAGGAGGAGGAGGAGGAGGCUUGGAUGGAAGACUGCUAGAGCGAGGUAUCCCCACCGUGGAGCCAUUUAUUCAUUUUUAUUAAUGAAUUAAACAGUUUUCUUGUUGGAAGGUUGUUCCCCACUUGGACUAAAGCUGCCACCGGCGGCUCCAUUCCGCCGUCGUCGUCGUCGUCGUCCACCAUGGCGAGCGAGCGGUGACUCGCAUUUGUCUCUUUAGAGUCAAAAGUCUCAAUCCGGAUUUUAAAUGGCUCAGUCGAGCUGCGAUUCCGGGCUGGUGUUUGUUUUGGCGUCACGAUAAACAACCGCGGGAGCUCCAGAAAGAGACUAUAAAACAAGGGAGGAUUUUCUCGGUUGUUUCUUCUUGUGGUUCCCCGGGCAUUAUGGCCGGUGAGUGGGGCUGGGGACGCCGGCCCGGGCUCCCCAAGGCUCCCCCAUGCUAGCCGAGGCGGAUGGCCCGGUCCCCCAUGGCAGCGACAGCUCUAUGAGGACAAGCGAUAGCGACCCUCCUUCGCCCAAAGCCGCCGCCGCCGCCGGCUCCUCGAUCCUCAUCUCCAAGAUGCAAGACGUCGUCAUUCCCUUCUCGUCCGAGGUGCCCUGUGACAAUAAUGGGCAGCGCAUGUGGUGGGCGUUCCUCGCCUCCUCCAUGGUGACCUUCUUCGGGGGGCUCUUCAUCAUCCUGCUGUGGAGGACCCUCAAGUACCUGUGGACCGUGUGCUGCCACUGCAACGUUAAAAGCAAGGAGGCUCAGAAAGUGAACAACCCCGCCAACAAUCAGUUACUAAAGGGUCCUGAUGAGAAGACUGAGGAGGUUCCGGCCAGUGAGGUGGGAUGGAUGACUUCGGUCAAAGACUGGGCCGGUGUCAUGAUCUCUGCGCAGACCCUCACUGGCAGAGUUCUGGUGGUGUUAGUAUUUGCACUCAGCAUCGGGGCCCUUGGAAUAUACUUUAUAGACUCCUCAGACCCUAUAGAAUCCUGCCAGAAUUUCUACCAAGACUUCACGUUACAGAUCGACAUGGCCUUCAAUGUCUUCUUCCUCCUUUAUUUCGGUCUCCGGUUUAUAGCAGCCAAUGACAAGCUGUGGUUCUGGCUAGAGGUCAACUCGGUGGUCGACUUCUUCACUGUCCCUCCUGUCUUCGUCUCCGUCUACCUGAACAGAAGCUGGCUCGGUUUAAGAUUCCUGAGAGCGCUAAGAUUGAUACAGUUCUCGGAAAUCUUACAGUUUCUGAAUAUCUUGAAAACAAGCAAUUCCAUCAAGCUGGUGAACCUGUGUUCCAUCUUCAUAAGCACAUGGCUCACCGCUGCAGGAUUCAUACAUUUGGUGGAAAACUCAGGGGAUCCUUGGGAAAACUUCCAAAACUCCCAGUCGCUCUCCUAUUGGGAAUGUGUCUACUUACUGAUGGUGACCAUGUCCACAGUGGGCUACGGGGAUGUCUAUGCAAAAACCACCUUGGGGCGCCUGUUCAUGGUCUUCUUCAUCCUCGGUGGUUUGGCCAUGUUUGCCAGCUACGUCCCUGAAAUCAUAGAGUUAAUAGGAAACCGCAAGAAAUAUGGUGGUUCCUAUAGUGCAGUUAAUGGGAGAAAGCAUAUUGUGGUCUGUGGUCAUAUUACCCUCGAAAGUGUCUCCAACUUCCUCAAAGACUUCCUACACAAGGACAGGGAUGAUGUCAAUGUAGAAAUUGUUUUUCUCCAUAAUAUUUCCCCUAAUCUUGAGCUGGAAGCCUUGUUCAAACGUCAUUUUACACAAGUAGAGUUCUACCAGGGAUCUGUGCUCAACCCUCACGACCUGGCUCGAGUCAAGAUCGAGUCAGCAGAUGCCUGUCUCAUCCUGGCCAAUAAAUACUGCGCAGAUCCUGAUGCUGAAGAUGCCUCCAACAUCAUGAGGGUUAUCUCAAUCAAGAACUACCAUCCCAAGAUCAGAAUAAUAACACAGAUGCUUCAAUAUCACAAUAAGGCCCAUCUGCUGAACAUUCCGAGCUGGAACUGGAAGGAGGGCGACGAUGCCAUCUGCCUGGCCGAGCUGAAGGCGGGCUUCAUCGCCCAGAGCUGCCUGGCCCAGGGCCUGUCCACCAUGCUGGCCAACCUCUUCUCCAUGAGGUCCUUCAUUGAGAUCGAUGAGGACACCUGGCAGAAAUAUUAUCUUGAGGGCGUGGCUAAUGAGAUGUACACAGAGUAUUUGUCCAGUGCUUUUGUGGGCCUCUCCUUCCCUGCUGUGUGCGAGCUGUGUUACGUGAAGCUGAAGCUGUUGCUCAUUGCCAUCGAGUACAAGUCCGAGCAGAGAGAGAGCAGCAUCCUAAUCAAUCCGGGCAACCAUGUCAGGAUGCAGGAAGGCACGCUGGGGUUUUUUAUCGCCAGCGACGCAAAGGAAGUAAAGAGAGCUUUUUUCUACUGUAAAGCUUGUCACGAUGACAUCAGCGACCCUAAGCGGAUCAAGAAGUGCGGCUGCAAACGACCCAAGAUGUCCGUCUACAAGCGAAUGAAACUGGCAUGUUGUUUUGAUUGCGGCCGUUCAGAGCGAGACUGCUCUUGCAUGUCAGGCAGUGUACAUAGUAACAUGGACACCCUUCAGAGGGCCUACCCACUUUCCUCUGUCUCUGUUCAUGAUUGCGCAACCACGUUACGUGCCUCCAAAUAUAAGUAUAAUGGAUAUGUCAGAUCACCAGCAGAUGGCGCUACAACACCAGGGAACAGUGGAAGCCAAAAAGAGACUGGUGUUCGAUUCAAAGCUGAUUGCAAUUUAGUAAUGGAUGACGUUAGACCGUCUUUUCAAAACCGAUCCGUUAAAACCAGCGGCUGCCCUCCCACUGCCAUCACCUCAAACGCUUUCUCGCACAACGCCCUGCAAAGCAACCAGGACGCCUUGGUUAAGCCAGGCGCCAUCAACAUCCCCCUUGUUAAUAACCGUAAAGGAAGCCUGCUUCCCACGGGGCCGGCGCCUGCGGCUCGCCAUUCCAAACUGCGCCUCAGUAUAUCGGUGCCAGAAGACGCCAGAUCCUUGGCGGAGAGUCGGCUGAACCGGGCCCGCAGUCUGCCGGUGAAAUACCGCUACCACCCCAGUAAUGCCAUGCUGCACAGUCACAGUAGCCACUUCGAAGACGAGCAUCCGUCAGCGCUCUCACCGAAAAAAAAGCAGCGCAACGGAGGGAUGCGGAACUCGCCCAACUGCUCUCCCAAAAUGAUGAGUAGACACGACCCUCUUCUAAUACCUGGUAAUGAACAAAUCGAAAACAUGGACAUGAAUGUGAAGAGGUAUGACUCCACCGGAAUGUUUCACUGGUGCCCGUCAAAAGACAUCGAAAAAGUCAUCCUGACCCGGAGUGAAGCCUCCAUGACGGUGCUGAGCGGCCAUGUGGUGGUCUGUAUAUUUGGGGAUGUCACGUCCGCUUUAGUGGGGCUGCGAAACCUGGUGAUGCCUUUAAGAGCCAGCAACUUCCAUUAUCAUGAACUCAAGCCCAUUGUUUUUGUGGGCUCGCUGGACUAUCUGCGGCGAGAGUGGGAGACGCUACACAACUUCCCCAAGGUCUCCAUCUUACCUGGGACGCCAUUAAGUCGGGCAGAUUUAAGGGCUGUCAACAUCAACCUCUGCGACAUGUGCGUAAUACUGUCAGCCAAUCAGAACAAUAUCGAAGAUGCUUCGCUGCAGGAUAAAGAAUGCAUUUUGGCAUCGCUCAACAUCAAGUCUAUGCAGUUUGAUGACAGCAUUGGGGUCUUGCAGGCUAAUUCCCAAGGUUUCACGCCUCCUGGAAUGGACAGGUCAUCUCCAGACAGCAGUCCAGUACAUGGCUUCGUGCGUCAGGCUUCCGUCACCACCGGAGCCAACAUCCCCAUCAUCACAGAAUUAGAUAAGCCAGGCAAACCGCUGCCAUCGCUUUCACUCAGUCAGGAAAAAAAAAGUGGGACCAACAUACAAAUGAUAACAGAGUUGGUGAACGACUCUAACGUUCAGUUCCUGGACCAAGAUGACGACGACGACCCCGACACGGAGCUGUACCUCACCCAGCCCUUCGCCUGUGGCACCGCCUUCGCCGUCAGCGUCCUCGACUCCCUGAUGAGCGCCACGUACUUCAAUGACAACAUCCUCACAUUGAUCAGGACGCUGGUCACCGGAGGAGCCACACCAGAGCUGGAGGGGCUGCUGGCCGAGGAGAACGCUCUGCGAGGCGGCUACAGCACGCCGCAGACGCUGGCGAAUAGAGACAGGUGUCGCGUCGCCCAGCUCGCCCUCUACGACGGGCCCUUCGCUGACUUGGGGGAUGGCGGCUGCUAUGGGGAUUUGUUCUGCAAAGCACUGAAGACGUACAACAUGCUGUGUUUUGGAAUCUACAGAUUGAGAGAUGCUCAUCUAAGUUCACCGAGCCAGUGUACAAAACGAUACGUGAUCACCAACCCACCGUACGAGUUCGAGCUGGUGCCCACAGACUUGAUCUUCUGCCUCAUGCAGUUCGACCACAACGCCGGUCAGUCUCGAACCAGCUUGUCCCACUCGUCCCACUCCUCUCAUUCCUCCAGCAAGAAGAGCUCGUCCAUCCACUCUGUCCCAGCCUCCAACCGGCAGAACCGCAGCAGUAAAACCCGGGAAGCCCGAGACAAACAGAAUGCAACAAGGAUGAAUAGAAUGGGCCCAGAAAAGAAAUGGUUUACAGAUGAACCGGACAACGCCUACCCACGGAACAUUCAGAUCAAGCCCAUGAGCACUCACAUGGCCAAUCAAGUCAACCAGUACAAAUCCACAAGUAGUCUGAUUCCACCCAUACGAGAAGUCGAAGACGAAUGCUGAACCGCUUUUAACGUUUUAGCUCGCUCACUCAGCAGACAUCUUGGAGAAGUCACGAUGAUGGCGACGAUAGGACAUGCGUCAGUCUUCUAAUACAAGAACUGGACAGGAAACCGAACUGGACCUGCUAUGUGUAUACCUUUAAUGUUACUUCCAUGCUCUUUGGACAUUGUUUUAUUUAUUGAUGUAUCCAUAGAGAUGUAAAUAAUGACAAUCAAAUAACGCAUUGUACAGCCCCCCUCCUUCCCCCUAGCACUUUUUGGGAAUUAUUAUUUGAAGAUUCAACGAGAGAGCAAGUGAGAGAGAAAGUACUUCCUGUAAUGCUUUGCAAUAUUUCAUUAAGGCUACACUAAGGGUAACUGCUUAUUGGAUGAUGAGGCUCGCAUCAUCACCCCAAAGAUCCUACCGGAUGCGACUCUUCCAAGCAGCUUGGCUCUCCAUCUUGUGUACUUCUGUUCUAUUUGCACUACAAAAAAAAACAAAAAACUAUAACAUAGUCAUGUUCACAAAGAACUGUGGUUUUGGAGAAGAGACUAUGUAUGAUCCCAUUAUGUAGAUCCAUUCAUCUGUAGUUUGAAUGAAGAAACAGCCAAGUAGCCUCAGAAGGUUAAUAAGAAAGAUGACCCAACCAUGUUUGAGCAAAGCAGCAGCAGCUUUUGGGAUCACAAAAAAAAAAAGAACCGCAGUUGAAAAAAGAAGUGCCACGUAUCGCGUAAAAGUGGGCGCCAACCGGGUCCUCCUCUGACCUCAAGAGACUGACUGCCUGGCAUGGGGUUGGCACGGAGGCUGUAAAAAAAGCACUUGGAUGUUCUCCGUCACCAAUCCCAGAUGUCAAUCGCCUCAAAUAAACCAAAAAAGACAAAAAAAAGAAAGAAACCCUCAGGAGUGAAGCUGCUCUGCUCUGUGCUGUGCUGCUCAAGGAAAGGAGGAAAAGCUCAAACGUGGUUGGGUGUAGAUGCGACGCUAAGGGUACAUACUUGCGCUUUUUGUUUAGUAAGGACUCCCAAAACAUUUGACUUUUAAAAGAAUAGAGGCAAAAUUACAAGACAAGUACAUAUCAUUUGCGUCAUGCCCCCCAGACAUCUAUGCUUUACCAAAAGAGUAUUUUUUUUAACUCGCUAACCACCAUCUUCAGCCUGGCAGCUCGCCUCUGCAAAAGUCACCUGAAACUCAAGCUUACUUGGACAAAUGAGCUAAAUGAAGCAUUCUUAGCUACGAGCACGCGGACUGAAAAAAAAAAAGGGUUUAAAAAGUUAUAUAUAUAUAUAUAUAUAUACAGAGAGAGAGAGUGCGAGAGAGAGAAAAAUAAAAAUCAAUAAUAAUAAUACAUGAGAGUCGCUUCCUCUGAGUGAGUGACCUUAUUAAAUGUUUGACCUAAAUUAGGUCCCAAGUGUGAAGAUGGAAGAGAGUGCACACAUUGCAAAGUGUGACCAUGUCGGUUGUUCUUAUGUGUGUGUUUUUUAUUUUGCAAAAUACGAUUUAAAACCAAGAGAGAACUUCUUGCCGCGUCUCUCGUCUAUAGGCUGUAAAAGAAGUCAUCCAUGGAAAAGAACAUAUAUUGUGCUGUCGGUGUUUGUGUAAGCUCAACCCCACUUACUUUUACGGUAUAGAAGCGCGUUUCUUUCAUCGGAGCUAAAAACCACAUCGGAAAAGCUUUAAUGUCCGUCUGUUGCGUGUGGUGCAACUAUAAUGAAGCCUCAUGCACAUUGUCCUGAAGUGAAUUUUGAACUGUGAUCAUAUCGUCGUCACACUUGUAGCAAAUAGAUUUCACUGAGAAAAAAAAAAAAAAGAAACAAGCAAAUGACAACCUGUACACGUAUUCAAAAUUGGAUUACUAUUUGACCAUAGCAGCGACAUAGAAUCAAGAUAAUGUUUCAAGCUAAAGAAAGGAAGGUAGCACCAAUGCGAUUUUACUGAGAGAACAUCCUUAAUUUUCCUGCGUUUUAUGGCUCUGUGUUCAUACAGCAUUGACAUUCCAUUUUUGGCGUCACUUUUGUUUACAGACUAUAUUUUUGAGGUCCUUAAACAUAAUCCCACAAUAACACGCUUCAUGCUGCAAAGUGGCUUUAACACAACUACACUGAUUCAUGUCUGAGUUGGGUUUUUUCCCCCCCCCCCCCUUUGGUAAGGCUUUUCUUUAUUUUUCUUUUGCGAUGUGUCUCCUUGUCAUUGUUCUCUUGUCUGUGUUUUGCAUUGUAUACCUCGAUGUGUUUUGUUUUUUGUUUGUUUUUGAAGUGCCACGAAGAGUUGUAGUUGAGCAUCCUUCAGUCAUUCAGGGACACAAGCUGGCUUUUUGAAACUAUUUUCCACUGUGACGUCAUUGUCUUGCGCCGACACGGAGAACAUCCAAGCCGUCAACGCCUCCGUGCCGGUGCAAUGCCAGGCAGUGCUAGAAGGUCAAGAGGAGGGCCCGCGUCAAGACCCGCUAUUCGCGACAAGUGGCAUUUUGUCAUAUUUCGUACGGAUGACUGAACGAUGCACACGUUGUACACUUAACCGUCAUAUGUGACUGUAUGCUGCACUUCAUGCGUUAAUCUAUUUUUGCUGUAAAGGAAUGGAUAGAAUAACUUAUUUGCUGGAGGUUGUACAAGAUAUUCUAAUAUAGAAGACAUACAGAGACUGGAGUUGGGUCCCAAGUCUUAAACAAUGCAUUCAAAAUUGCAUUUUUCUGUUGUUAUUUUCAUCAAUAAAAGAGGAAUUCAGGCAUCACGUCGUCAUCCACCGCAGCAAAUCGAGCGUUUGACAUAGCAGUCUUGUUUUGGAUGUGUUCUAGACAGGAUGGAUUAUUUGGAUGGUGCUGAGUUGAUCUACCUGACUCUGUCAAAUAUAGUCUGCUGAUAAAUAUACUGUCUUGUACAAAAUGUUUGUACAUAGAUUGUACAUGGUUUCUUUUUGUAUUUUCUCAAAUUAAAAUGGAUGUAUUUGUGUUCUAAACCUGAAAACCA